GUCUUUUCUCCAAUCACCGCCGAGGUGAGAGGAGUUGCCGGGAUGUGGCCGUAGCUAACAUGGAGCCUUCGGUAGGAUGAGUGUGAGAUUGCCGUUGCUGGCUCCUCCUGUCUUCCCUGCCUCAACAUGUUGGUGCACUUAUUUCGGGUCGGAAUCCGGGGUAGUCCAGUUCUAGGAUGGUCACUACAAUCCUUGCGCUUCCACACCUUCUCGGCCGCCAGGUCCUCAGAUGACCAGUUCGGUUCAUGCCUCCUCCGGGCAGUGGCCCAGCUGCGGUCACAGCUCCGGGCUCACCUUCCUCGGACCCCGCCAGCUUCCCACCGGAGUUCCUCUACUUGGUGUUGGAUUGGGGGGACGUUGGUGGUCCCUGCAGUGCUAUGGCAGUAUCCCCGCCUCUGCCUUAUAGCACUGUGUGAGGCCGAAGGGUCCCCUCCUGCUCACCCCCAACCCCAUGUCCCGGAGCUGCGUUUUAACUGGAAGCUGUUCUGGCAUUUCCUUCACCCCCAUCUGCUGGCCCUGGGGGUAGCCAUUGUGCUGGCCUUGGGUGCCGCACUCGUGAACGUGCAGAUCCCCUUGCUCCUGGGCCAGCUGGUGGAGAUCGUGGCCAAGUACAUGAGGGACCGCGUGGGGAGCUUCGUGUCUGAGUCCCGGAGGCUCAGUACCCAGCUGCUCCUGCUUUACGGUGUUCAGGGACUGUUGACCUUCGGGUACCUAGUGCUGCUGUCCCACAUCGGUGAGCGGAUGGCCAUGGACAUGAGGAAAGCCCUUUUCAGCUCCCUGCUCCGGCAAGACAUUGCUUUCUUUGACGCCAAAAAGACAGGGCAGCUAGUGAGCCGCUUGACUACCGACGUGCAGGAAUUCAAGUCAUCGUUCAAGCUUGUCAUCUCCCAGGGACUGCGCAGCUGCACCCAGGUGAUUGGUAGCCUGGUGUCUCUGUCUCUGCUGUCCCCGCGCCUUACACUGCUUCUGGCUGUCGCCACACCUGCCCUCAUGGGAGUGGGCACCCUGAUGGGCUCAGGUCUCCGAAAGUUGUCUCGCCAGUGUCAGGAGCAGAUUGCCAGGGCAACAGGUGUAGCAGACGAGGCGCUAGGCAAUGUUCGGACUGUGCGGGCCUUUGCUAUGGAGAAGAGGGAAGAGGAACGCUAUGAAGCGGAACUAGAGUCCUGCCGCUGUAAAGCAGAGGAGCUGGGCAGGGGCAUCGCCUUGUUCCAAGGGCUCUCCAACAUCGCUUUCAACUGUAUGGUCCUGGGCACCCUAUUCAUUGGGGGCUCCCUUGUGGCUGGACAGCAGCUGAGAGGGGGAGACCUCAUGUCUUUCCUGGUGGCUUCCCAGACAGUGCAGAGGUCUAUGGCUAGCCUCUCUGUCUUGUUUGGUCAGGUGGUGCGUGGGCUGAGUGCAGGUGCCCGUGUCUUUGAGUACAUGGCCCUGAACCCCUGCAUUUCAUUGACGGGGGGCUGCUGUAUCCCCAGCAAGGACCUCCGUGGCUCUGUGACCUUCCAUAAUGUCAGCUUCAGCUACCCCUGCCGCCCUGGCUUCGAGGUGCUCAAGGACUUCACCCUGACGCUGCCUCCCGGCAAGAUCGUAGCUCUUGUGGGCCAGUCUGGCGGAGGAAAGACCACAGUCGCUUCUUUGCUGGAGCGCUUCUAUGACCCCACAGCUGGCAUGGUGACACUGGAUGGGCAUGACCUGCGUACUCUGAACCCCUCCUGGCUCCGGGGCCAGGUCAUAGGUUUCAUCAGCCAGGAGCCAGUCCUAUUUGGAACAACCAUCAUGGAGAAUAUCCGCUUCGGGAAGGUGGAAGCUUCUGACGAGGAGGUGUACGCAGCUGCUCGGGAAGCCAAUGCCCACGAGUUCAUCAGCAGCUUCCCUGAGGGCUACAGCACCGUGGUCGGUGAGCGGGGUACAACCCUGUCUGGUGGCCAGAAGCAACGCCUGGCCAUCGCACGUGCCCUCAUCAAGCAGCCCACCGUGCUGAUCCUGGACGAGGCCACCAGUGCACUAGAUGCAGAAUCUGAGAGGGUAGUACAGGAGGCUCUGGACCGGGCCAGCGCUGGUCGUACCGUGUUAGUCAUUGCCCACCGGCUCAGUACUGUCCGUGCAGCCCACUGCAUUGUUGUCAUGGCCAACGGCCAAGUCUAUGAGGCUGGCACCCAUGAAGAACUCCUUAAAAAAGGCGGGCUCUAUGCAGAGCUUAUCCGGAGACAAGCCCUGGAUGCCCCACUGACCUCAGUCCCAUCUGCAGAGAAGCCUCGAGAGCCCAGGAGUGGCCAGCGGAAAGCCUGAAAGGUCCCCUGAGGACAGGCCACUGCCAAGCAUCCUCUGUGGCUGCAGCUCUGCCAGGGCAGAGCCCUUGAAGGGCCAGUGUGCUGGGGCGUGGCCUGCACUCCUGCUCCCUUGAAAGCACUUGGCCCGGCAGCUGGGGUGGGAGGGGGGCUUUCCUCCCCCUGCUUUGCCCAUCCUGACUCGGCCCUGUGGUUACUGGGAUGUGGUCAGUGAGGCAGAAUCCCUGAGCACCUCUGCCUGACCCUCUCAGUCUGGCCCAGUUCUACCCAUCACUCUGUUGCUCAGGCCCUCGCUCCUGGGGGCUGAAAUUCAUGGUCCAGCCAGGCCUGGUAGAAUGGGCUGUGAUUCCACUUGGGAGACAGAAGUAGGAGUAUCAAGAGUUCAAGGUCAUCCUGGGUUACAUCGUGAAACUCUAUCUCAGAAAAAGAAAAAAAAACAUAAAUAAAUAAAAUAAAAUUUUAAA
This is a messenger RNA of Acomys russatus (golden spiny mouse), 2746 nucleotides long. It is a transcript of the gene Abcb8, whose product is annotated as ATP binding cassette subfamily B member 8. NCBI's taxonomy places the organism in Eukaryota, Metazoa, Chordata, Mammalia, Rodentia, Muridae. Gene Ontology annotation, biological process: transmembrane transport. The record is from RefSeq and is a predicted model, not a curated record. Gene Ontology annotation, cellular component: membrane. The coding region runs from base 127 to 2283 and encodes 718 amino acids. Gene Ontology annotation, molecular function: ABC-type transporter activity; ATP binding; ATP hydrolysis activity. The transcript is spliced from 16 exons.